This is a messenger RNA of Macroventuria anomochaeta, 1073 nucleotides long. RefSeq lists its product as uncharacterized. The record is from RefSeq and is a predicted model, not a curated record. The transcript has a single exon. Lineage: Eukaryota; Fungi; Ascomycota; Dothideomycetes; Pleosporales; Didymellaceae. The coding region runs from base 155 to 634 and encodes 159 amino acids.
UGCACACUUGGCUCGAAAAGUAAGGUGAUGAAAAUAAGCAUGCGCCAACACCCAAAUCUUGACAAAACACUACUAUCAUACCCUUGGGCCAGGUCUCAUUCACACAAAAUGUCCCUAUCCUCCCUCCUCAACCGGCUCCCUCCUCGCAAUCCCCAUGCUAUCCUCCGGGUCCACAUCUCUGAACCUAAUCUUCCUCUCUUUGGCCUGGACAACCCUCGCAGCGACCUACUCGUCCCUCCAGUUGGAACUCUUUGGCACGUUUGCGCUGCGCUUAGCCCUCUACAUCCUACCCUCCCUAAUCUUCCUCGCCUUCGACAUCAGCGUACCAAGCUUAGCCGUCGAAUUCAAAGCGCAAGGCAAAUGGGGGAUCGCUACGAACCAGCACGGCGGGAAGAAGAGGCUUAGACGGGUGGUGGCGUGGAGUGUAGUGAAUGUGGUCGGGUGUGUGGUGUUGCAGGCUGCGACUGAGUUUCUGGCGACGGAUGUGCUGCGGCGGUUAAAGAGUUUGUUGUUGAUUAAGGGGAGUCGGUGGGGGUUGAAUGGUUUGCCGAAUCCGUGGACGAUGGUUAAGCAUGCGCUUAUUGGGGGUUUGGUGCGGAACAUAAGUGAUGAAAAUGUAUGUGGGUUUGGGUGAGCGGAUGCUAACAUCGUGCAGGUGCUGCAAUACUACAUUCACACCAACCUACUGCACUCGCCGAGUGGUGGCAGGCUGGCAGACUGGGAUGCGGGUUGGCAUCAUAGCAUCUAGGUGCCGUACUCGUUUGUUGCCAAUUACGACUACCUAGUCUGCUAUGCUCUGCACUUGUGGCUGCUAUUGUACCUCCCUGCUAUUGCGCUGCGCAUGCAUAUUCUGACCUACCUUCUCCUGGUCGCCUUCUUCAGUCUUGAAGAGACAUUCGUAUACUCGGCUUUCAUCGAGGCAUGAGGGUCUGCCACCUUGAAAUCGAGUGUGUGGCUCGCUGCAGGGUUUAUAGGAUACGAAUAAAUGGACGUAAAGAUUGAGCUCAUCUUACGGUAACGCGGAUUCGGUUUGGACUGUGUUUGAUCUUCGUGUUGUGCCUGGAGGAUCGUCG